UUGUGUCUAAGUCUGGGAGUAAUGGCAUGAGUACAGUGCUAUACGCAUUUUUUUUGGCAAGCUUUUGUUUUUCAGAGCGUGAGGUAGAAGCUGAUUUUCCACAGUUUCUGUUCUCGUGUCAGUCACAAAUUCAGCCAGAAGGCGCAAAAGAGACGACGCAAAGAACAGUUGGACAAACUGUAAACUUGUUCAGAAGCAGCCACAAAGUGCCCAGAAACUCGCAGUCUGAGGAGCCGUCAAAAACGCAAUCCGAUUCACCCUUCCUUGCUGUGAUUGAGGGAUACUUCGCCGGACAUGUGAAUUUAAUUGGAGAUACCUGCCUAGCACAACAAUGAAGCCAACGUCUGUCCUGUGUUGCCUCGGUUUUCUCCUGACGAGCGUCUUGUUUGGGGUCGGCUCUCCACAAUCAGUCUGUGCGGGCACUGAGAACAAGCUAAGCACUUUGUCGGACCUGGAGCAGCAGUAUCGCACCUUGAGGAAAUACUACGAGAACUGUGAAGUUGUCAUGGGCAACCUUGAGAUUACAAGCAUUGAUCGUAGUCGAGAUCUGACCUUCCUCAGAUCUAUACGAGAAGUGACCGGCUAUGUGUUGGUGGCUCUGAACCAGUUCGACUACCUGCCUUUGGAGAACUUAAGGAUCAUUCGAGGAACCAAGCUUUAUGAGGAUCGCUACUCGCUUGCAAUCUUUCUGAAUUACAGACGAGAUGGAAACUUCGGCCUUCGACAGUUGGGUCUUAAAAACCUUACAGAGAUUCUCAAUGGAGGUGUGUAUGUUGACCAGAACAAGUUCCUCUGCCAUGCAGAUACAAUCCACUGGCAGGACAUUGUCAAGUAUCCAAGGCUCCAUCCUAUAGUGGUGCCCACUAACAGCAGUGUCACAUGUCAUAAGUGCCAUCGUUCAUGUACUGGGCGCUGCUGGGGCCCCAAGGAGGACCACUGUCAAAGCUUAACUAAGACGGUGUGUGCUGAACAGUGUGACGGUCGCUGCUUUGGUCCCUAUGUAAGUGACUGCUGCCAUCGUGAGUGUGCAGGUGGCUGCUUUGGUCCAAAGGACACAGACUGUUUUGCCUGUACAAACUUCAAUGACAGUGGGGCGUGUGUUACACAGUGCCCUCAGCCAUUUGUCUACAAUCCCACCACGUUCCAACUUGAACACAACCCCAGGGCAAAGUACACCUAUGGAGCCUUCUGUGUCAAGAAGUGUCCUCAUAACUUUGUGGUGGACCACAGUUCUUGUGUGAGAGCAUGCCCUAGUAACAAGAUGGAGGUGGAGGAGAACCGUAUUAAGAUGUGCAUCCCUUGCACUGAUAUCUGCCCAAAAGCAUGUGAUGGAAUAGGUACAGCCAGCCUACAGACAUCGCAGACAGUGGACUCAAGCAACAUUGACAAGUUUAUCAACUGCACCAAAAUCAAUGGCAACCUGGUGUUCCUUAUUACUGGAAUUAAAGGGGAUGUCUAUCACAACAUUGGACCUUUAGAUCCAGAAAAACUCAAUGUCUUUCGCACAGUUCGAGAAAUCACAGGCUACCUUAACAUCCAGUCUUGGCCUGACAACAUGACUGAUUUGAGUGUUUUCUCCAACCUAGUAACAAUCGGGGGAAGAGCGCUGUACAGUGGGAUCUCCCUGCUGGUGUUAAAACAGCAGGGCAUCUCAUCACUGCAGCUUCAGUCCCUGAGAGAGAUCAGUGCUGGGAAUGUCCACAUUGCAGAGAACAGCCAACUCUGCUACUACAGCACUGUCAACUGGACAAGAUUGUUCCGCGCUGGAAACCAAAAGGUUCUUAUCCGCAAUAACCGAAGCCCACAAGAAUGUGCCAAGGAGCGCAUGGUGUGUGACACAUUGUGUUCUGAUGCUGGAUGUUGGGGUCCUGGCCCAGACCAGUGCAUGUCUUGCCGGUAUUUCAGCCGGGGGCGAACCUGUGUAGAUUCCUGCAACCUAUACGAGGGGGACAUUCGAGAGUAUGCCAACGGUUCAAUGUGUGUGGAGUGUGAUGCCCAGUGUGAAUGGGCGGACGAUGACUCUUUAACCUGCCAAGGCCCGGGCCCAGAACAUUGUGCCAAAUGUCUUCAUUUCAAGGAUGGUCCAAAUUGCGUGGAAAAGUGUCCUGAUGGUCUGCAAGGUGCCAACAGCUUCAUCUUCAAGUAUGCUGAAGUAAACAACGAAUGCCAUCCCUGCAAUGCCAACUGCACCCAGGGGUGCAUUGGACCAAGACUACAAGACUGCAUUGGCUGGAUGGACAGAACACCCUUGAUUGCUGCAGGAGUGAUUGGUGGGCUCUUCAUGGUGGUGAUCAUGGUAUUGAGUGUAGCAGUGUCUGUGCGCCGGAAGAACAUUAAGAAGAAGAGAGCCCUUCGGCGAUUUCUGGAGACUGAGUUGGUGGAACCUCUGACUCCCAGUGGAACAGCUCCUAAUCAAGCCCAGCUUCGCAUUCUUAAAGAAACAGAACUUAAACGAGUCAAGAUACUUGGUUCUGGAGCCUUUGGAAUUGUUUACAAGGGUAUUUGGGUCCCAGAGGGUGAAACUGUGAAAAUUCCUGUGGCCAUCAAAAUCCUUAAUGAGGCCACCGGACCCAAGGCAAAUGUGGAGUUCAUGGACGAGGCUUUGAUAAUGGCUAGCAUGGAGCACUCUCACCUUGUCCGGCUGCUGGGUGUCUGCCUGAGUCCCACUAUCCAGCUGGUGACACAACUGAUGCCUCAUGGCUGCCUGCUUGACUAUGUCCAUGAACACAAGGACAACAUUGGAUCACAGCUGCUGCUCAACUGGUGCGUCCAGAUUGCCAAGGGAAUGAUGUAUCUGGAGGAGCGUAGACUGGUCCACAGAGAUCUGGCGGCCCGAAACGUUCUUGUCAAAUCUCCAAACCACAUCAAGAUCACCGACUUUGGCCUUACCCGGCUGCUGGAUGUCAAUGAAAAAGAAUAUAAUGCUGAUGGAGGAAAGAUGCCAAUCAAAUGGAUGGCCCUGGAGUGUAUCCAUUACAGGAAGUUUACUCACCAGAGUGACGUUUGGAGCUAUGGUGUAACCAUAUGGGAACUUAUGACCUUCGGAGGGAAACCAUAUGAUGGAAUUCCUACCAGGGAUAUUCCAGAUCUGCUGGAGAAAGGAGAGCGUCUUCCUCAGCCACCCAUCUGUACCAUUGAUGUCUAUAUGGUCAUGGUUAAAUGCUGGAUGAUUGAUGCAGACAGUCGACCCAAGUUCAAGGAGCUAGCUGCAGAGUUCACUCGGAUGGCUCGUGAUCCCCAGCGAUACCUGGUCAUCCAAGGUGAUGACCGCAUGAAGCUGCCCAGCCCCAAUGAUAGCAAGUUCUUCCAGAGUCUGUUAGAAGAGGAUGAGCUGGAUGACCUGAUGGAUGCUGAGGAGUACUUGGUUCCUCACUCCUUUAACAUUCCACCUCUGGCAUACACUCCUCGCACACGCAUGGACUCCAACAAGAAUCAAUUUGGCUGCCAGGAUCCAACUUACACCAUGGGUGACAUGCUGGCGACUCUGCCUAGAGUGGGUCAGCCCAUGCCUGGAAGCAGCCUUCCUUCACAGGAACUUGCUGCGGGGGCCCAGAUUAGUGGUGGAUUUAGCCAUGGCAACCAGGAUGACCCUCGCUGUAAUGGCACCCUAAGGAAGCACGCCUCCCCAAGGUCAAGCUCCCUUGGUUCAGCUCACACUGCAGGACAAGGCGGAGGAGAGGACAGUAGUGGACAGCGCUACAGUGCAGAUCCUACAUUUCUUUUAACAGAACGAGGUGAAAAAGGAGACAAGGACAGCUACAUGGUUUCCAUGAGAAACAAGAGCUCCUCAGAUCAUCUCCAUCCUGUUGAGGAAAACCCCUUUGUCACACGUCGUAGGAAUGGUGAUGCCCAUGUGGUGAUAGAUGGAGCAAGUUGCCACACCUUACACAUAGCUGGGGCUGCGGCGGCCCCAAAAAGCCAAUCUGCCCAUAGUGACGAUGAGUAUAUCAAUGAGCCACUGUACCUGAAUACAUUCCUUAACCCUGGGGACAAGAAUGGAUUAGCUUGUGCAACUUCCAUCUCUGGUUCUACAUCCUCUAAUGCACAAUCAGUCCUGCAUACAGCAAACCCAUCCACAUCAAGCCAGAUUGCUUCCUCCUCUGGAUAUGUUGUAACUCCUGGUCUACUGCCCCACCCAACAUAUCCAUCACACACCUUGCAUCCAGGCCAUACAGGACACACUCUGUACUCAGGCAUCAGCAGUAGCACAAUGAUGUUUGAUAAGAAAGCCAAGAAAGCAACUUUUGACAAUCCUGAGUAUUGGCAGCACAGUCUCCCUCCGAAGUCCACAUUGCACAACCCUGAGUACCUACAGGACUGCAGCACACGUUUCUUCUACCGGCAGAAUGGACGCAUUCGCCCUGCUGUGGCGGAAAACCAGGAAUACUUGUCUGAGGCUGCUAUGAAGGCUGGCAAUGUCUUGCCACCACCUCCGUACAGGCAGAGGAACACUGUGGUGUAGUGACCCCCCUGUAGCAUCUGGAAAUAAAAAAUCAUGUCUUUUCAAUGCCGUACUUGCCCUCCUGGGUCCACCUUGCACCUUUUCUGAAAGCUUCUCAAGAUCAUGUCUGAUUGGAAGUCUUUUAUUCCCAUUGUUUAAAUCUGCCUUUUCAUAAAAGACCUAAAUAACUGUUACAGACAGCUUCAUUUAAGACUUAAAUCGGAGCCAUCAGGGAGGGGUCUGGUCCAGCCCGGAGAAAACAGUUACGGCAUCUUUAUCAACAGAAUAAAAACAAUCCAAGAAGAGAUAACAAAAAAUUUAAUUCAAAAAGAAGAAGUAAACUUAUAUUAUUCAGAUGAGGAUUCUUUUCAUUAACACUGUAAGAUUAUGUUAAUGAACCCAUGAAUUAUCCUUUUGUGUGUUAAUGUAUGCGUUGUUUUUUUAAUCAAACUAGUUGUGUUCAUGGUUUUAUUUAAACAGAUUUUUUCAGAGCAUUCAGCCUAUAAUGUAAAACAUGCAUUUGGAUUAGAAUCUUGAUUUACCAACACAAGUUAUGCUGAGACUGCUUAAAGUAUUUUCCAUUCCUGCCCACUCACCUCUGUUACUUUUCCUUUUUAUUACAGUUAAACAUGUCAUACCAGGGACAAGCCUGAUAAUACGUAAAUAUUCCAACAUAGAAGCCUGCUAGCACUUGAAAUGUGCUCUGAAGAGGUUUCUGGUUUCUUUCAGCAGGUAGUUGUGCACAGCAGAGGAAGGGACGACUGAAAAAAAAUGGUCCAUAGCAUAGUUAUAUUCUUUUGUCCCUGUACACACAACAUGGAUAUGUUUUAGAAUUUUUAAUCAACACUUUCCAAAGUGGAAGUGUUUGAAGACUCAGUUUUUCUCCGCAACAAUGGAGCUGUUUUUAUGGGGUUUUCCCCCCCUUACUUUGUCCUGAUUCUGUUUUAAUUAAACUUUAAUGCAAGCUAAUGAAGUUGAUGACUAAGAGGACAGAGGAUUGAGUGUUAGAAAAAGCACAAGUUACAACAGGAAACUGACAUUAUAUUGCAUUCUAGGAGUGUUGGAGGCAAAUUGUUGGGUCCAGGAAACAGCAGUCUAUAGGCGGAGAGAGAGACAGUAACAAAGAAAAUAUAUGUGGAAAGAAAACUCAUAGAAGGACUGUUGUAUCUAUUGUGAGAGACAAAAUGAGGGUUUGGGAUCCAAAUAUGAGAAGCAAAUAUAAGCUUCUGGACAAAGAGUUUUUGGGUCUUUCUUGCAAAAGUAUUUGUUUUGUUGACAUUCUUAAACUUUUAGCAUUUGACUACAAACACACAAAAACACAAAGAAAAUAGAAAAUGCAGCUGCUGUUGUUUGUGUGUAUCAUCUUUGGUUACAGAGCACAUAUUUAUGCACAUGAGAACUAAUACAAGUAAUUUAGAUAACCCAAUGAUGAUUUCUAUGUACAUUAGUCUUUUCAGAUCAUCUUCAAGAGAUAAGGUGGUCAAAGUUCAUGCAUUGAUAACAAUGUUGUGAGGUAUUGUUAUUUCCUCAUCAUCAUAUUGACGCACCAUAGUGAUUAGUACCUGCACAGCUUGCAAGGUGUGCUGUUAUGUGAUGUUAUGAUCCGAUUCCCUAAUAUUUGGAAAGAAUCUUUUGCCUAGCUUGCAUUAGCGUUUUUCUUCAGAAUGUUAGCGUCAUCGUUGUUGACAUUAACGAGACCUGCUGGCAUUACAUAACUUUUAAAAUGAUGUUGACUGGAAUCCCACAUUUCACCUAGACAUGGAAAUAUUGAGAGACAUAUCAGUUACAAAAUGUGUCGAAAAUAGUGUUGCAGGGACUUGUGAUGAAGUAUGCCAGUGUUAUGUUGGGAUUUUAAAAAGUGAUUGCUCAUAAAACAGCCCUUUAAUUCCAACUUUUAUUUAAAGUUAUAUUUCCACUCUACUAGUCAAAUAUAUCCAGCAAAUAGAGCCUCAAGCCAACCAGAUCAAUGUUAAAUCUUUCAGUGCCAAUGCACGGAUGAUUAUUUAAAUAGGAUGCAAAGAAGUUGAUUUUGGGGGAAGCUUUUUACUCAAACAUAUUAAAAACUUUACCAACAUAGUUUUUGUUUAUUAAUAUACCACAAUGUUUUUAUUAUGUGUUGCAUUUAAAUGACAAACAUUGGGAAAAACUGCACAAACAACCACCAAAAGAAGACUGCGAAUAUGGCCCCUAAGAGCUGUAAUAAUGAGCCAAUUACACGUCAUUACCAGACAGAGGCGGUUGCAGCAAAAAAGACUGCAUGGAUCAAUCCGUGUCUGAGGAGAUGUAAAAGUACAUCAAAGGCAACUUUAGAAUUUUUUUCCAGCACAAUGUUUUCAGAAACAUAAAAAUGAACUUGGUAUCACAGUCUGCUCUCAUUUUUGCUUUAGUUGGACGAGAUGAAAAGCCUGUCUGAAAGAACCUCUUUUUUUAUCAUGGUAUGAAAUACAAUGUUAAAACACAGUGAUUUGUUUAUAUUUUUGGUGAAAGAUUUCAGUUUAUCAUUAUUUUAAUUACGGCAAGCUUUCUAUAAUUAGACUAUGCUGCUGGAUGCCACUUAAAAUCCCGAUAAAAACCACCAGCAUCUAUUAUUAAAAAGAUGAUGAAGCCUUGCUUGGGCACAGUUGAAUUGCACUUAAUGUUCAGGGACAGCUAAAUAACUGCUGUUAUUCUUGUUGAGAAGGCAAUUCAUGCAUAUGUUUUUAUAUGAUGCAAGUAUCAUUCACUAUUGACUAAUAUUUUCAUUUCAUCAGCAAUUUAUUAAUUAUUUGUCAUCACUUCUAAAGGUAUAAUAAUGACAAUUUCAAUCAGGGAAACAUGCUGUAUACUUAGCUGUUUAAUUCACUGGAUCAAGUUAUUUGGUUUCAAAUAUUGCACUUUUUGCAAUGUGGGCGGAAGGUUCAAGAGCUGAGUUUUCUUAAAUUUAUGUAAGUAGUGUCGGUCCACUCCACCAACACAGAAACCCUAAAAAGAAUAUACUUCUUCAUUAAAUACAGUUUACCAAGUGGCUACAUGUGUUAGCUUUAUUUUUGUUUUAGCCUUAGGUUUUUUGCUCUUAAUCAGUCUUUGGAAUGCAGAUUUUUUUGACAGCAAAUUCCAACUCGCAACUUGACACCUAAAGGACAUAAGCAAGUGGACAUCAUACUAUGAACUGUGGGUAAAUAUCUUCAGUGCACAGUAUACAAAUUAAAAUUGCCCCUCUGGGACACAUAAAGCUUUAUUAAAUAUAUUUCUUAAAUAUAUUUAUCUUAAAGCACUCUUUAGUUGGUGUUGCCGUUGACAUAGGAUAAUGCUCUUUUCCAUAAGAUGGAAGAGUUAUAAAGGUGUUAGAGGAGUAGCAAAAGUUUUAGUCUUUUGUUCUUUUUUUAUUGAUGUAAUUUUUAAUCUUUCACUAAUCAUUUAGUUGAGUUUAGGCAUCUUAACAUUUUAGUAGGAUUUCAGAAAAUGUCAUCAGUAUCACACUGAAACUACUCACCAAGCAUGGCCUAAAUGCUUCAGCCUCGCCUGGUCUUCUUCCUCUUCUUUUCUGCAGGUCAACCUAAUGCACUGCAUUAACAUGGCUAACUUUGUUAAGAAUGCUAAUAAAAUUUUCUGGUAACACAUCACCUGAAAUUAGCUUAGCUUUAUCAUUUGUUUGUAAACAUAAAUCUGACUUGACAUAUUGUAUCUACAGAUUUAAUGUUACUUGUUUAGCUCCUGCUGUGUUCAUACAGUGCAGUUUUCUUUUGUUCUAUGCUAACUUUAACAUGUUUCCUCUCUGUUUUGACCUGACUCAGUGAUAAUCUGGUUUGUUGCAUAUAUUUCAGUGUGGUUCCAGUUAAUUGAGAACAAAAUUUACAUAAAAGGUUGUUCUUAUGCUUCAAGAACUGUAUGACCAGUAUUUGUCUCUUCAACACCAAGAGAUGUCUGUCAAUAUCUAAAACACAGCAUUUGAUCAACAAAAUAAUGUGUAUGAGCUCUAUUACGGUUUUGCAAGCCCAGGUCCAACCUGCCCGUAAAAACAUGGCUGUGCAUCUUGCUUAGUUUGCAGUUGAUAUAAUCAAAGACAGACCACCAACAGCCAAUACAUGGGUUCAGAAGGGGACAUCCCGAGUGAAAACUGAUCUAUAUUUUGAGACCCAUUGCUGAACCCAUGAAUGUGUGCCCAUUUGUGAGACAAAUUCAUAUAUCUUAAUUGCACAAUUUGGAUAAACAAUGGUAAAUAUUUUUCAUUGAAUUUGUUUCGUUCGCUAGUUUCUAAGCCGAUUAUAGUCUUAGUGCUGGACAUUUUACCCCUUGUACAUUUUGAACCAGUGUAGUUUUGGUCAUUUUGCACUUGACUUUUUUAACAUGAAAUGGUGCAUUUCUUCUAGUUAAUGUUUUGUACUGACCAUGUGUUAAUUCAUACCUGCCACGGGGAGGUUGCAUACCUGCUUUGACGUAUAUUUGAUAUAUAUAUAUAUAUAUAUAUAUAUAUAUAUAUAUAUAUAUAUAUAUAUGACACUGCCACUACCAUGUUAUGUAUUGGUUUUAGUGUAAAGGUCACUGGAUAUAUACACUGCUCAAAAAAAUAAAGGGAACACUCAAAUAACACAUCCUAGAUCUUGCGGCCCUCCAAAGAAAUGCCACCCCACAACAUUACUGACCCACUGCCAAAUCGGU
Molecule: messenger RNA, 9079 nt
Organism: Girardinichthys multiradiatus
Lineage: Eukaryota; Metazoa; Chordata; Actinopteri; Cyprinodontiformes; Goodeidae
Product: receptor tyrosine-protein kinase erbB-4-like
Exons: 28
Coding region: 332-4462 (1376 amino acids)
Biological process (GO): multicellular organism development; cell surface receptor protein tyrosine kinase signaling pathway; positive regulation of cell population proliferation
Cellular component (GO): basal plasma membrane; signaling receptor complex
Molecular function (GO): epidermal growth factor receptor binding; ATP binding; transmembrane receptor protein tyrosine kinase activity
Source: RefSeq, a predicted model, not a curated record